Oppiella nova is the source of this 924-nucleotide messenger RNA. NCBI's taxonomy places the organism in Eukaryota, Metazoa, Arthropoda, Arachnida, Sarcoptiformes, Oppiidae. The record is from the annotation of a GenBank genome assembly.
GAUAUCAUCGAUGGCACAGUUAUAGGCCACUCUGUAUUGACUACCUAUGAUGUGGUGGUCGUGUCGGCCAACUAUCGGUUGGGACGGUUAGGCUUUUUACACGGUGACGAUGAGACAGCACCUGGUCAUCUAGGUCUUUACGAUCAACUGUUCGCUCUUAAAUGGGUUAGAGAUAAUAUCCAUUUGUUUGGUGGGGAUAGGGAUGAGAUUACUAUGUUUGGUGAGAGCGCCGGCAGUUGGUCCGUAUCAGCGCACAUAUUGUCUCCCCUAUCAAAGGUUCUGUUUAAGAGGGCUAUUAUGCAAAGCGGAGUCCUUAUGUUCAAUAGGGACCGACCCCUCAGAAGUACAGCUGAAGCCUUGAGUAAAGCCAAAGAUACAGCCCGUGAGUUGGGUUGUGAUGAAUAUGACUACAAAUGGUUGGACUGUUUGCGAGCCAUUGAUGACCCGAAUGUGUUUCUGGAGCCCUAUGAAGACGAUCUCACUUAUGAUAUUGAAUUGAUGGCCGGUGCCAUGAAAGGGGAGGUUAUGCCGAUAUUUACAUUGGACGCACUCUUUCCCAAAUUGAAUGACAAUUUCACGAGAAAACUAUUUCACGAGUCGUUGAUUGAUGCGAACGAAGUGUUUCUCAAUAUAGACGUCGAGAAAGUGAUGCAAUUUUAUCUCAAAGAUAUAGACAAUGAAAAUAGCGCUCAAAUGGUCGAGACAUUCACUGCAAUGUAUACGGAAUUAGCGCAUAUGUGUCAUGGGGCCAGUAGUCAGUGUAUUUACGGAAAGCCCGUAAGGAAUCCGCAGAUGUUUUCGGAAACGGAUUAUGUUUUCAGUUUAGAUGUCAUGAAAAUGUGGACCAAUUUCGCUAAAAAUAUUAAACCCCACGAGGAAUGGCCACUGUUUUUGACUAAUAAACAAAUUCUGUGCCAAAAGUGA